AUGUCUCCGAUUUCAAACAUCUUCACGGCCGACAAUACAAUCAAUCUCACUCCUCAUGCAAUUCUCAUCCUCACCGCAAUCUUCUCGAUUCUCUGGUACCUCUCCAAACGCCAAACGCAACCGCCUCUACCGCCCGGACCGCGAGGGCUACCUAUUGUCGGCAACCUUCCGUUUCUUGAUCCGGAGCUUCACACCUACUUCACAACCAUCGCUCAAAAGCACGGUCCGAUCUUCAAACUCAACCUCGGCUCAAAACUAACCGUCGUGGUCAACUCUCCAUCGCUGGCUCGAGAGAUCUUGAAAGAUCAAGACAUCAAUUUCUCAAACCGAGACGUCCCUCUCACGGGCCGUGCCGCUACUUACGGCGGUCUCGACAUCGUUUGGUUACCAUACGGUGCCGAAUGGAGAAGGGUUAGAAAAAUUUGCGUUCUCAAACUUCUUAGCCGCAAGACUUUGGAUUCUUUCUACGAGCUUCGACGCAAAGAAGUCAGGGAAAGAACAAGAUUUUUGUACAAGAAAGGUCAAGAAGAAUCGGCGGUGAACGUGGGGGAACAGAUUUUCGUGACGAUGAUGAAUCUAACGAUGAAUAUGUUGUGGGGAGGUUCGGUGAAACCAGAGGAGAUGGAGAGCGUUGGGACAGAGUUUAAAGGAUUGGUCUCUGAGGUAACUAGUCUUUUGGGUGAGCCUAAUGUUUCGGAUUUUUUUCCGUGGCUAGCGAGGAUCGAUCUUCAAGGGCUUGUGAAGAGGACGCGUGUGUGCGCGCAAAAGCUCGAUGCGGUACUUGAGCGAGCUAUCGAACAUAUGCAAAGGCUAAAAAGAAGUGAUGAUGGUGAUGAUGGUGAGUCCAAAGACUUUUUGCAAUACUUGAUGAAGUUAAAAGACCAAGAAAGUGACUCGGAGGUCCGUUUUACGGAUAACCAUGUCAAAGCCGUACUCACGGAUAUGGUGGUUGGUGGCACGGAUACAUCUACAAACACAAUAGAGUUUGCGAUGGCAGAGCUAAUAAGCAAACCAGAGUUGAUCAAGAGAGCGCAACAAGAGCUAGACGAAGUUGUAGGCAAAGACAACAUCGUUGAAGAAUCACACAUCACUAGACUUCCUUACAUAUUAGCCAUUAUGAAAGAAACACUUAGGCUUCACCCAACUCUUCCUUUGUUAGUUCCUCACCGUCCGGCUGAAACCGCGGUGGUGGGAGGCUACACCGUUCCUAAAGACACGAAGAUCUUUGUCAAUGUUUGGUGUAUUCAGAGAGACCCAAACGUAUGGGAGAAUCCAACUGAGUUUCAUCCUGAGAGGUUUCUUGAUAAUAAACAGUUUGAUUUCACUGGAAACGAUUAUACCUAUUUUCCCUUUGGAUCUGGCCGGAGAAUCUGCGCUGGUGUAGCACUCGCUGAGAGGAUGGUUUUGUACACUCUUGCGACGCUAUUGCACUCUUUCGAUUGGAAGAUUCCGGACGGUCACAUGGUGGAUUUGGAAGAGAAGUUUGGAAUUGUUUUGAAGCUUAAGACACCUCUUGUUGCCUUGCCCGUUCCUAGGUUGUCCGGUUCGAAUCUUUAUCUAUAG
This is a messenger RNA of Microthlaspi erraticum, 1563 nucleotides long. The record is from the annotation of a GenBank genome assembly. NCBI's taxonomy places the organism in Eukaryota, Viridiplantae, Streptophyta, Magnoliopsida, Brassicales, Brassicaceae.